Messenger RNA from Echinococcus granulosus, 1716 nucleotides. RefSeq lists its product as hypothetical. The record is from RefSeq and is a predicted model, not a curated record. The transcript is spliced from 9 exons. The coding region runs from base 1 to 1716 and encodes 571 amino acids. NCBI's taxonomy places the organism in Eukaryota, Metazoa, Platyhelminthes, Cestoda, Cyclophyllidea, Taeniidae. Gene Ontology annotation, cellular component: cytoplasm.
AUGACUAAAGCAGUUCAAUUCCGCUUUGAAAAAGUCUACGGGAAUUCCUUUAAGGUCUCCUGUGAGGAAACUUUAGACAUUCCCCUCUGUCAACCCUCAAGUUGGCUGUUAUCUCGGCUUAUUCUUGGUCAUAAUAUUCCCAAAUUCGCUGAAAAAGACUUUUCUGAUGCUUUGUUGAAAUUUCUUAAAGAAAAUGAGCGGAGCUAUGUUGAUGAUUGUUUGACACGUUUGUACGACAACCUCCUUUUGGAUGAAAACGCACCAUCACAAAUUGCUGCUUCAUUGGAAGAACGUGUCAAGGAGCGAAUAUCCACAAGAUUUCAGGCUGAACCGCCCACCGAUGAGGAAAUUUUUGGUCAAACCUACACAAAGAUCGUUCAGUCGCCAGCUGCAAUGGAUCUGAUUCAGUUGGAACACUCAUUUGCUGUUGCUAUAGAAGCAGAGAUUGUCGAGCGCGAUCGUUUUCUUAGUGCCCUUCAAAAAAGCAUUGUGGAUAGCACAGAGGCACUCUUAUCGAAGGAUAGUGGGGAAAUCAGUGUGACUGAUGCUGUUUCGGAGCUUCAACGUCGCUUCCACUUGGAGUACGAGGUUCAGAAGAUGACCUGGAACAGUCGGAUCAGUGAUUUAAAAGAGACUCAGCGUCAGGACUAUCGUAAUUUUGUGAUGUCCAUUGAGGAGCAGAUGCUGCAAGCCGAUUUGUCCAAACCUCUACCUCCUAAACCUUCUGAUGUGGGGGGUAUUGGUUCAACUCAGACGACACCUCUGAUGGUGAGUAACAAUCCAAAUAGUACAGGACCACGUUCUGAAAGCUUCAUGGUUCAGUUAGGUCGUCAACUUCGGUCCUUUUAUAACCUGAAAUUGGUUGAAGCUGACCCCAUAGAUCUCAUGACGCCUAUUGGAUCUACUGGAGCCUCCAAUUCUCCUCCGAGCGUCGAAGCUACUGUCAAUUUAGCCGAGCGGUUGAGCAGUGCACUCACUAUUUACUCCAACGAAUUGACAGGUCUAGUUAUUCUAGUCGACAGCCAGAUGUUUCAAUCAAGGGCUCAGCAACGCCUUGCUGAAGUAUGUGAACUUUCAACAGACUUCCACUUCCCCGAAUUGGAUCGCCAAUUGGCUAGUAUUCAGGAGAUUGUGAAUAACCUCUCCCAAGUCACCUCAUCCAACGUUGGCAACACGAUGAAGGGACGUCCGAAGCCGGGUGACGUCUAUCUCACGCGUCACUCAAACCUUCGAGCCAGCGAAAUCGGUGGAAAUGCGGGUGGCGGUGGUGGCGUGGAGGUGGUCUUUCAUGUGGUGACAGAGGGGGAGGCAGUGGGAGGCAAGACUGUCUCCCCAUCCCUUUCGCCAUACCUUCAUGCAGCAAUUUCCACGGUUCUCCGUGUUUGCAAUCAGUAUGAUAUCAGUACACUGUCUCUGCCACUGCUGUUCACUCGGCGAUCGCUGGAAAGUUUACCAUUGGCCUGGUGUCAGCGACGUGCUGAAGCCGUUCUCAAGGUCGUCAAAGGCACUCUGAUGGAGUCAGUGAGUGUUCGAAACGGCAAUGGUAGCGCUCUUCGCACCCUCAUCUUUCUCCUCCCUCCACCGACACCCUCGUCUUCUGCAUCGAAGGUGAAGGCGAAGGCGGACGUCUUUGAAGCCCUCGCUGCAAUUAUAAAUUGCACCUUUCAACAGACCAGUCCCCUUGUUGUGGAUAUUUCCACCGCUGGCACGGUUUGA